ACACGGGAGGGACACGGGAUACAGCCGCACCGCCCCCCAGGGCACGGCAGGGCGCUCGGCGGCCGCUGCAGGGCCCGCUGUGCGCGGCGGCCGCCGGUGAGGGGGCACGGCCCCGGCGGGGCCCGCACGGGGAUCCGGCUGUGCCGGGAAGGGCCCUGGAAAGGAGUCCCCGGAGCCGCUGGUGGCCGGGAGCGGCUGCGGGAGCCCGGGGCUGCCCUGGGGCCGGGCCGUGCCCCGACCGGGCCGCUCUCCCGGAGGGGCUGCUGCAGCCCGGCGGCGCUCGGGGCAGGCUCGCUGGCCUUAACGGGGAAUUUCCCUUCGCUGCAGGCGCUCCCCGGUGGAUCUGGAGCUGCUGCCCCGGUGACCGAGGUGUCGGAGAUGGGCCGGCGCUCCUCGGACACGGAGGAGGAGGGCAGGAGCAGGAGGAAGAAGAAGCACCGGCGGCGCUCCUCCUCCAGCAGCUCCUCGGACAGCCGCGCCUACAGCCGCAAAAAGUCGGGCAGGAAAUCCAGGUCCAGGUCGCGCUCUCGGGACCUCCCGUCCUGGUCCCAUUCCUAUGAGAAAAGGCGCAGACACAGAUCCAGCAGCAGCUCUUCCUACGGCUCCAGGAGGAAGCGCAGCCGCUCCCGGGGCAGAGGCAAAUCCUACAGGUCCCAAAGGUCCAGGUCCAAGAGCAGGACCAGGAGGUCGCGCCAGCGCUCGUACAGCCGCAGCAGCGAGAGGUCCGGCCACAGGAGAACCCCCAGCGGCUCCCGGGAGCGCCGCAGGGCCAGGGACAGGGCCAAGGACAAGGACAAGGGCAAAGGGAAGGACAAGGAGAGCCACGGCACCAAGGCUGGGGACUCUGCAAACAUCAAAGCUGGAUUAGAACAUCUGACUCCUGCUGAACAGGCCAAAGCCAGGCUGCAGCUGGUGCUGGAGGCAGCUGCCAAAGCUGACGAAGCGUUGAAGGCCAAGGAGAGAAGUGAAGAAGAAGCCAAGAGGAAGAAGGAAGAAGACCAAGCCACCCUCCUGGACCAGGUGAAGCGAGUGAAGGAGAUCGAGGCCAUCGAGAGCGACGCCUUCGUCCCACAGACCUUCAGGUCCAGCAAAGAAGUCAAAAAGUCAGCAGAACCUGCUGAGCCCCAGCAGGAGCCUGUGAAUGUGGGAGCAGGAGCCCCUGAGGCAGCUGCUGCUGAGAAGGAGCCUCCAGCUGCCAGCAUUCCCACUGCCAUCAAGUACCAGGAUGACAAUUCCUUAGCACAUCCAAAUCUGUUCAUGGAGAAGGCAGAGGCUGAGCACAGGUGGUUCCAGAGGCUGGUUGCUCUGCGCCAGGAGCGGCUGAUGGGGAGCCCCGUGGCCUGACAGCUCCCAGGGCCAGCCCUGCCCCUGCAGCUCCCACUGCCAGCUCUGCUUGUCUCUCAGAGAUUGGAGUGAGCUGGGCAGGCAGGGAGGGUUUCACCUGGAUAACCAGGAAUCUUCUGUCCUGCUCCACCUGGAGAAUCAAGAAUGGCCUGCCCUGCUCUGCCUGGAUAACUGGGAAUGUUCUCUCCUGGUUCCCCUGAAUAACCAGGAGUGUUCUGUUCUGGUUCCUCUGAAUAACCAGGAGUGUUCUGUCCUGGUUCCUCUGAAUAACCAGGAGUGUUCUGUCCUGGUUCCCCUGGAUAACCAGGAGUGUUCUGCUUUGAUUCCUCUGAAUAACCAGGAAUGUCCUGCCUUGCUCUGCCUGGAUAACUGGGAACGUUCUGUCCUGGUUCCUCUGAAUAACCAGAAAUGUUGUCUCCUGGUUCCCCUGGAUAACCAGGAAUGUUCUGUCCUGGUUCCCCUGGCUAACCAGGGAUGUGCUGCCCUGCUCCCCCUGGCUAACCAGGAAUGUUCUCUCUUGCUCCCCCUGGAUAACCACGAAUGUUCUCUCCUGGUUCCCCUGGAUAACCAGGGAUGUGCUGGCCUGGUUCUCCCCAGGCUCAGUGCUGGAGAUGGGCAGGGCAGCACAGCCAGAGGCAUUUCCUUUUUUUGGAGGGAAUUCCUCAGGUGAAGAGCACCUGGAAACACAUGAAAUAUCAUUUUAUCUCUCCCAAUCCAGAAAAUUGUGUAGAGCCAGGUAGGAGCUGGGAGGUGAGUGGGAACUGAGCCUGGGGGCUGGGACAGUGAGGAGCCAUCCCAGGCCACCCCAUGUCCUGCAGCUGGAGAGGAUCCAGGAUCCAUCCCUUUAUUCCUUCCUGCUGUGCAACCCUGAACAUCUGGGCAGGGAAUCCUCUCCCUGGAUGUGCUCAUCCCUCUGCUCCCACUGCCCCACUCUGGUGGAAAAUGCUCCACGUUUCCUUGAGCAUCUGCCACUACUGCACCUCCAAGUGGGGAAUUGUAUCAGCCUCAUCACCUCUGUAAUUGCCAAAUGAUGGAAUGACCACACACCUGCUUCUGGGCAGUGCCUGUUCCCAGCCCGUGGAGCUCCCUUGGCCCAGCUGGGACUCUCAAAUAAUCAAAGUUUAGUCUGAACAUCUGAAUUUAGCCUGGAUGAGCUUCCACAAAAAUCUGCCCAUCAUCCAUCUAAGUGCAGGAAAUCAACCAAGUCAAAUCAAUAAAACACAAAAGUGUUUCUUCAGCAAAGCUGGGGGGAAAUGUCACAUCAGGAGAGGGGAAAACUGAGCCCACCCCUGGCUGUGCUCCCUGGAGCUGCCCUGCAUCAGCAUUCCCCUGGGAAGCUGCUUCUUGGGGUUGUUCUCCUGCUUCUCAGAUCUGUGGUGAUAAAAAGUGGAGGCUGACUCUGCAAAUGGACUUGGGUUGUUUUAUUUUUUAUUUUAGAUCCUGGGUGGAAAAGGAAAAUGUAUUGAAUUUGCAUUCUGACACAUUUUUACUUCCUUGAUGAAGUGUUAGUUUGACUUUGUCCUGCAUCAAGAUAUUCCAAGACCUUGUCUGCAGGAGAAAGUGGGAAAAAUUUUGUUUCCCUUGUUUCAUUUCAGCAUUUUAAAUGGUAAUAUUUGUCAUUGCUGCAUUUUAUCGUAACUUUUAUGUUUCUUUCAUAGAAAAUAAAAACUGUUUGAUGUCCAUGGAA
Passer montanus (Eurasian tree sparrow) is the source of this 3031-nucleotide messenger RNA. RefSeq names its product arginine and serine rich coiled-coil 1 (gene RSRC1). Lineage: Eukaryota; Metazoa; Chordata; Aves; Passeriformes; Passeridae. Gene Ontology annotation, cellular component: cytoplasm; nucleus. The record is from RefSeq and is a predicted model, not a curated record. Gene Ontology annotation, biological process: alternative mRNA splicing, via spliceosome. Bases 379 to 1344 code for a protein of 321 amino acids. The transcript has 10 exons.